Messenger RNA from Fonsecaea nubica, 1161 nucleotides. RefSeq lists its product as hypothetical. The record is from RefSeq and is a predicted model, not a curated record. Gene Ontology annotation, biological process: mitochondrial proton-transporting ATP synthase complex assembly. The transcript has a single exon. Lineage: Eukaryota; Fungi; Ascomycota; Eurotiomycetes; Chaetothyriales; Herpotrichiellaceae. The coding region runs from base 1 to 1161 and encodes 386 amino acids. Gene Ontology annotation, cellular component: mitochondrial inner membrane.
AUGAGUCGCAAAGACGUCCUCAGUCUUUUCAUCUCCCUCACACUGCGCCCUCACAGCCGUUGCCCUUAUCGACUUCGGAGUGUGUCUCGCAGAGCCUCAACUUCGCAUUCGCCUAUACCGGAGAAGGCACGAGUCGAGAUCAAGAAGCCAACGAUUCCCCUUCAUGUCGGUCUGGACCGAAACCCUGAAAAUCUUUCUGCCAUCUCAAAGAUCCCAAUCCCACGAGGAGUGACGGGUGAGAAAUUCACCCCUUCGGUCCUCUCCCGCCCGCUUGGUCUUGAGCACCCCCCACGACCUGGUCAAAACAGUCCUGUCGACAAUCGCACCCUCCGAGAAAGACACGAAGAUUUCACAAGUUACGAGAAGGCUCUCGAGCGGCGGCGGGUUUACCUGCGGACGUUCUUCCGUCCUUAUUUUCAAGAAUGGCGACGAGUUGAUCAUUUUAAAGGAAAGAGUUUUGUGUCUAACCCUCGACUAUUCAAACGCGAAAAGGCACUCUAUUUCCCCAAUAUUUGGGGUCAAACACUUGCCGCGGAAGGCGAUGGACCUCAAGGAGGACGGGACACAACUCCCGUGCUUAUGGGAAAGAUUUCUGUCAUAGCAAUGCAGUCAGGCCAUUGGGCAGAGGAACAGGUUGACACAUUCAUCAGCGUUAAGAGCAACCCGGAGCUGAACAGAAUAAUUCAAGAAAACAAGAACCGUCUCCAGCGAGUGGAUAUCAAUCUGCAGGGCGACUGGGUUCGUGCUCUGCUUGUGAAGAUGUUUAGUGGACGGUUGAGAAAAACCGUACCAGAAGAACGUUGGAACAAGUACUUUAUGAUCAAAUUACCUCGGGAUAUUCGUCGCGGUCUCAAUGACGAAGUGCGCGAUGCCAUUGGUCUACUCAAUUCACAAGUCGGGUACGUCUAUCUAGUGGACUCGAGCUGCAAGAUUCGAUGGGCAGGGAGUGGUCAUGCGUGGGAAGGUGAGGUGGAAGGUUUGAAUGCGGCAGUUCAGAGACUGCUUCAAGAAGAACAAAAUCUGGGACAGACAUCCUCCCAGACCAUAUCCGCUCGCCCCAAACCCGUUGCUACCAAACCAAAAGCCUCAACGCCUCAAAUCGACAGGUCGACCGCUAUUAUGAACAAACGCAAUGCAAUACCCGCAGCCAGCACAGCCUGA